This is a messenger RNA of Xiphias gladius (swordfish), 6863 nucleotides long. RefSeq names its product translocated promoter region b, nuclear basket protein (gene tprb). The transcript has 51 exons. Gene Ontology annotation, molecular function: structural constituent of nuclear pore. Lineage: Eukaryota; Metazoa; Chordata; Actinopteri; Istiophoriformes; Xiphiidae. Gene Ontology annotation, biological process: protein import into nucleus; mRNA export from nucleus. Gene Ontology annotation, cellular component: nuclear pore. Bases 41 to 6802 code for a protein of 2253 amino acids. The record is from RefSeq and is a predicted model, not a curated record.
CGCACAAACUGCGCCUGCUCGUAGUGUUGUUGUCGGAAAAAUGGCGGCACUGCUGCUGCAGGAGUUUGACGGUUCCGAGCUAUCUAAGCUACCAAAAACAAUUCAAAACAAACUCGAGAGGAUUCUGUCCGAUCAGCAGUAUGAAAUUGAUUCUUUGAAAGCACAGCAGGAGCAAUUUCGGGUUGACAGCGAGCAACAUUUCUUCGAAAAAGUGAAACAACUUGCCCAGAGUCAGGAAGAAUUUCUGUCCCAGACUCAAGAACAUCUUAAACUCAAAGAGGAGUUUACCAAGCUUGAGGAGGAACUUAAAACUGUGCGUGAGAAGAACAGGGAGCAUGAGUCCGCCCAAGAGAGGCUCUCAUCAGAGCAGACUCUGCUGUCAAAAGCCAAAGAGGAACUGGAGGCAGAAAAGCGAGAUCUUGUGCGAACACUGGACAGGAGAUCCUUGGAAGUGGAGCAUUUAAAUGAUGACUUGAGGCAACUCAACGAUAAGUUGGUGGAAGUCAACACCUCUAAGAUGGCCCUGCAGAUGAAGUUAGAUGAGCUUGAAGCAGCUGAAGUCAACAUUAAAUACAAGGAGAAGCGUAUGGAACAAGAGAAGGAGCUUCUGCAUGGCCAGACAUCUUGGCUGAAUGAGGAGUUGAAGGCCAAGAGUGAGGAGCUGCUGUCUCUUUCCCGACAGAAGGGUAAUGAGAUCUUGGAGUUGAAAUGCACCCUGGAGAAUAAAGAAGACGAGUUGAACCGACUCCAAGAUCAAGUGACCAGUUUGAAGACUUCAAAUGAGAACCUUCAGAAAAAGAGUGAGGACAUGAUCAGCAAACUGAAAGACGGCAAGGAACAACAAGCCACCAUAGAGGAAAAGCUGAGAAACGAGUUGAAUGCCAACAUUAAGCUUUCCAAUUUAUAUAAGGGAGCAGCAGCAGAUUCCGAGGCGAAAAGUGAGGAGCUGAGUCGUGCUGUGGAGGAGCUGCAUAAACUGCUGAAGGAUGCUGGAGAAGCCAACAAGGCCCUUGAGGAGAAGUUACAGGAGAUGAACGGUGCCACAGACAAAACUGUUGCUGAACUUAAGGAGAGGAUCCAAGGUCUAGAGAGAGAGCUGGACAACGCCAAUGAUUUGCUGUCAAGUUCUAAACUUAGAGGCCCUGUCGGUACAGCAUCUGUGCUGACAGAGGAGCAAAUGACAACAAUGUCUCCAACGGCAACUGCUGUAUCCAAGAUCAAACCUGGUAUGAAGCUGACUGAGUUGUAUACUGCCUAUGUGGAGAGCCAGGAGCAGCUGCAGUUGGAGCGCUUGGAGAACAAGCGAGUCAACAAGUACCUGGAUGACAUAGUGCAGGAAGUGGAAGCAAAAGCACCCGUCCUCAAACGGCAAAGGGAUGAGCAUGAGCGCAUGCAGAAGUCAGUGGCCAGUCUUUCUGCUAAACUGGAGCAGGCUGUUAAGGAGGUGCACCGUCUGCAGAGGGAGUCUGAUGAGGCAAACAAGCGCUCCUCUGUCUUGGAAAGGGACAACCAGAGGUGUGAAUUGCAGCUCGCAGACAUGGCUCAGCAGGUGCGUGUGCUGCUGAUCGAGCUGGAAGAGGCUCGUGGAAACCACGUGGUUCACGAGGAGGAGGUGAGCUCAGCUGACGUCAGCAGCACAUCAGAGGUGAUCAGCCAACAUUUGGUGACCUUCCGCAGUGUGGAAGAGCUUCAGAAGCAGAACCAGCGUCUGCUGGUCGCCCUCAGGGAGCUCAGUGAUGCCCAAGAAAAAGAAGAGUUCGAGGCCACUGGCAACAAGCAUGGUGAGCUGGAGCAGAGUUUGGAGAAAGCUCAGGGUGAGCUGGAGUCCCUGAAGGAGCAGCGCAGCCAACAGAUAAAAAUGACUGAGUCCAUUGUGAGGCAGAGGGACAUGUACCGUGUACUUCUGGCUCAGGCGACUGGAGUUAGCUUCCCUCAGCAAGGAACACCACCCGAUGAGUUCUCCCUGACCUCCACCCCUCGACGCUCACCUGCAGCCACUCCCACCACAGGCACGCCCACCGCUCUUGUCUCCAUGGCAACAGAGUCUGCCGAAGCACUGGAAGCCAAGGCGGCUUUGCGACAGUUGCAGGAGGUGUUCUCCACCUAUAAAAAGGAGCGUGUUGAGAGUGACAAGGCACUGACGGAGCAGAACGAGAAGCUCCAGGAGCAGCUCUCUGACCUCCGCUCCCAGAAUGCCAAAAUAUCCACCCAGCUAGAGUUUGCCUCCAAAAGGUAUGAGAUGCUGCAGGACAAUGUUGAGGGCUACAGGAAAGAGAUUGCCUCCCUAAGAGAGAAAGAACAGAAGAUGGCUGCUGCCACACAGAAGCAUGAGCAGACCAUCCACACUUUGAAUGAGGAUCUGAGAGCUGCCAAAGAGAAACUCGCCAUGGCAGAGGGUCGCGCUGAGGGCCUGCGUAAGGAGAGAGAGAUGCUGAAGCUGGUAGAGUCCAGGUUGACUCAGGAGAAAGAAACCACCCAGAGCCAACAACAGAGCCAGAACCUGCUGCUGGCCAACCUCCAGACUAUUCAGGCAACUCUUGAGCGUUCAGAGACUGAUACACGUCAGCGUCUCAACAGCCAGUUGGAGAAGCAGGAACGGGAGAUCUCCCAGCUGCAGAAGAGGCUGGAGAACGAGGUGGAACAGCGCCACCUGCUCAGCAGAAACCAAGAAAUCCAGUUGAUGGAGGCAAAGAGGCAACUGGAGACGCAGGUGGCUUUAUACCAGAAGACCAAAGAGCUACUGAAUGCUGCUGAGUUGGAGCUAAACAACCUCAGGCUCAAGCAAGGCAGCAGCGAAGCACGUCAUACCCUGAGUUCCCCCUCCAGGGCCAACAUCAGAGGCCUGCAGGGUGCAGAUCAAGACCGAGAGGAACUACAGGGCCGCCUGAGGUUGGCUGAAACCCAGGCAGAGGAGCUGUCAGAGAGCCUCAGGGCAGCCACCUCGAACCUGGAGCAGUACAGAGCCAUGGCUCAGAGCCUGGAAGAGUCCCUGGAUAAAGAGAAGCAGGUAACAGAGCAGGCACGCUCAUCUAUCGAAGCCCAUAUGAAAGAGUCUGAGGAGCAGCAACGCAGGCUGGAGGAGAAGCUUCUGGAAGCAGAGAAAGAGAAACAAGGCUUAGAGGAGCAGAAGAAGAAAGCCCUAGCCUCGCUGGAGGAGCAGAUAAACAGUCUACGGAGAAGUUUAAGCAGUGCCCAGGCAGAUCACCAGGCGGUGCUACAGCAAGUGGCAGUGGCUGAAGCCCAGCAGCAGCAGGCUGUACAAGAUAGCCAGGAGCAAGCUAAGCUGGCAGCAGAAGCACAAGAUAAGUAUGAGCGGGAGAUGAUGCUGCAUGCAGCAGAUGUGGAAGCCCUGCAGGCUGCUAAGGCUCAGGCCCUGCAGGCCGUCGAGCUCAGACACCAGCUGGAAGAGAAAAUCCAGAGGGUCAGCACUGAGUUACUAGAGGCCAGGGUCUCCUGGGAGGAGCAGGAAAAGAUCCUCAAGGAAGAGAUGUCAAAGAUGGAGAGUCGCUAUGAGGAGUUCCAGAGGCAGAAUGCCCUCCUGCAUGAGCAGAUCCAGACAAUGAGCAGCAAGAUGGCUGACAGUUUGCAGCGUGCUGCCAGUGAGAGUAACAUGAACAUUUCCCUGACUGAAGAGGGCAAAUCUCAAGACCAAGUCCUUGAGAUUCUUAGGUUUGUGCGUCGGGAGAAGGAGAUUGCAGAAUCUCGUUUCGAGGUCGCCCAGGGUGAGAGUCUGCGUUAUCGUCUGAGGGUGGAGCACCUGGAACGAGAGCUGAAGGAGGUGCAGGACAGCUUGAGUGCCGCAAGGGAGAGGAUGCAGGUGACAGCAAAGACCCUGGCUCAGCACGAUGAGCUGAUGAAGAAGACAGAAACCAUGAGUAUCCUGAUGGAGACCAACAAGAUGCUGAGAGAGGAGAAGGACAAGAUAGGGCAGGAACUGCAGCAAACCCAAGCUAAGGUGCAAAAGCUGGAGUCAGACAUCAUGCCACUGCAGCAGGCUAACUCUGAGCUGAGUGAGAAGAGUGGCAUGCUGCAGGCGGAGAAGAAGAUACUGGAAGAGGAGAUCAAGCGCUGGAAGGCUCGGACACAGCAUUUGGUGAGUCAACAGAAAGAUUCAGAUCCAGAAGAGUACAAGCGUCUGCACUCUGAGAAGGAGGCACAUCUAAAACGCAUCCAGCAGCUCACAGAGGAAAGUACCAGACUUAAAGCAGAAGUGGCCAGGACCAAUAACCUAAUAACAUCCCUGCAAAGCCAGAUACAGAGCUUGCGUGACAAUAUGAGUAAGAUAACUGAUGAGAGAAAUACGCUGAAGAAGGAAUUGGAUACCAAGAACCAGGAACUCCAGGAAAAGGUACGAACUAUCACCCAGGUCAAGAAAAUUGGACGCCGCUACAAGACUCAGUAUGAUGAACUCAAGGUGGAACAUGACAAGAUGGUAGCUGAAGCAGCAGCAGGUCCCUCCCAAGAGGAGGAGGCUCGUCAGGCUUCAGUCCAGGAACUCCAAACCCUCAGAGAUUCUCUGAGCCAGGCCGAAGCCAGGACCAAAGAGCUAGAAGGACAACUGGAGAACAUAAACAAGGUGGUCACAGAGCGUGAGACUGAGAUGCGUAAUGCCCAGGAACAGUCCACCAGGCUGCAGACAGAGCUGACCAGGCUGAGGCAGGAGUUGCAGGAUAAGGCUUCCCAGGAGGACACACUGAGGCAGCAGAUGGCUGACAAGGAGGAGAAGACCAGAAAGGCUAUUGUUUAUGCCAAACAGAAGAUCGGCCAGCUCAUGGGCACCAAAGACCAGCUGCAGAAGGAAAAUGAUGAGCUAAAGCAGCAGCGUGAAGAGCUGGAGGUUCGAGUGAGCGCUCUCAAGUCUCAAUACGAGGGCCGCCUGAGUCGGCAGGAGAGAGAACUGAGAGACCUGCGAGGUCAACAGGAGAGACAAGAGCAAAGAGAUGAGCCACCUGAGGCAGGUCCUAGCAAGACACAGGAGCAGCAGAGAAGCACAGAACAGAGACAGAUCAGUCUGAAGACAACUCCAGCUGCGGACAGGGGCAGUGCCAGCACCUCUGAACCUCCAACUGCCAACAUUAAGCCAACGCCUGUAGUCGCUACAGCCAGCAAGCAGCCUGUCAACCCGGGGAACAAACCCACUCCGAGAGCAAGCAUCAGGCCCAUGAUCACCCCUACCACUGCUACUGUACCCACCCCAACACCCACGGCUACGGUCAUGCCCACCACACAGGUGGAGACCCAGGAAGCCAUGCAGUCUACUGAGGGCCCGCCAGUGGAGCACGUGACAGUCUACGGCAGUGCCAGCGGUUCAGUGCGCUCCGCCAGCCCCAACGUCCAGACCACUUUAGCUAGCCCCAUGUUGACGGUUCAGCAGACCCAGACACAGGCCACGGCAUUUGUUCAGCCAACCCAGCAACAGAAUGUCACCCAUACAGAGCCAGCCAAUCAAGAACCACCACCUGUGGAGGAGGUGCUGGCUGAGGACAGUGCUGAAGCUGAGGGGGUGGUGCCAACAGACAGUCAAGACGGUGCAGAAGCAAGCCAGGACUAUGAUGAGGAGGAAGAAGAGCAGGACUAUGAUGAGGAGGAAGAAGAGCAGGACUAUGAUGAGGAGGAAGAAGAGGAAGAUGAAGAAGAGGAGGAGGAAGAAGAAGAGGAUGAGGAGGAAGAUGAGGGAGGGAUGGGGGAGGAAGGAGAGGAGAGUAACGAGGGGAGCGGAGACGGCAACGAGGCUUACGAAGAAGACGACACAGAGGGAGCUGAUGUAACAGACCCGGGCACAGAGACAGAGGAGAGUUUGGGGGCGUCUGACUCCACCCAGAGGCCAGCAGAUUCCCAGACGCCCAGCUUCGAAGGCAGCACAAUGGAGGCCUUCUCUACAGAACAACCUAUCACAAGCUCUGGUACACGCAUGCCCCAGUCGCCACGGAGACCAACACAUCAGCUGCCCCCCCGCCUGAACAUCCACCCUGCCCCAACAUCAGAACUGGGACCACCCGCUCAGGUUCAGCGUAUCCCUGUUCGUCGCCAGUCAGUUGGGAGAGUCCCUCAGCUCACUCCCGGGGUCCCGGUCAGUGCUCAACACUUCUUCGAUGAUGAUGACAGGAUGGUUCCCAGCACUCCCACUCUGGUGGUACCACACCGUGAUGGUUUUGACCAGGCCAUCCAUUCUCCCCAAGUGGCCGGUGUGCCACGCUUCCGGUUUGGUCCUUCAGAAGACAUGCCCCAAACCAGCUCCUCCUCGCACUCUGACCUGGGACAACUCGCGUCACAAGGAGGUCUUGGGAUGUAUGAAACCCCCUUGUUCCUUGCAAAUCACGAAGAAGAGUCCAGUGGACGCAGCGUUCCCACCACACCACUACAAGUUGCAGCGCCAGUAACAGUCUUCUCAGAGUUGGCUCAGUCUGACACCACUGAGAGCGCCUCCCAGUCGGUUCCCAUGGUCAGCACGUCCACACCAGGCCUGGUGGUGCCUGGAGCAGCUGGUACUGGGGAGGAGAGAGACGAUGUCUUCCUGGAGCCUGACACUGAUAGACCCAGUGCUGAAGUGUCAGUGGAUCCACUGGUGUCUCAGGGAGAUGUGGAGGAGCCAAGUCAGCCCUCUGACAAGGCCAGCCUCCCUUCCACCAGCCAGGAGCCCUCCUCCAGCUCUGCAGAUACAAGCAGUGCUCCACCUAAACCCUCUAGACCUGGAACCAGCAGACAGUUGCAGCGUUGGCCAGAGAGCCGUGGGGGACGUAUGAAGAGAGGAGGUCAUGCAUUUCCCUCUCGGGGCGUACACGGGAGACGAUUUGCCAGAUGAAGCACUAGUCAGAAAGCUCGGCAAGCACGACUGGACAACUCGUCAUUCCCUUCAGAAACAC